AAUCGCUGCACUAUCUGUUGGACUCAAGUCGCCAGGGGUACACCCCCUGAAGAACCUAGAAAUACAUAUAGCAAACUCAUGCCUUCUCACACAGACUGAGUCAUUUGUAUAGGUGAGGAAAAUCGGCGCACCGUAUAUAAAUUCAAAUCGACAGGCGCAUCAGCGGACAGUUCCUAUUAAUUGGUGACCGAGUUUGGACUUACCUGUGGAAUCGCCAAGACUUCUUGUUGGGAAAUAGUUCUCCCAAACGGAAAACCUACGGAUUAUUGAGAAAGCUUGCUUGCCAACAUAGUGUGUUAUUAAGGAAUUACCUGUGAAAUAAUCAAUACCUCAUAACAAGGCACUUAGGGAACGAAAGAUACUUUUUAGGAAAUACCUCCAACAGAACCAAAGAAAGAGUAACCUAAAGAAAACGGAAGGAAACCUCUACGAGAUAUAAGAACUGCGACUGAUCUGGACGAUAGAAAAUUCGUUUUGAGAUCUAACAAAAUGAAAAACUUCUUGAUCAGCUUGGUGAUUUUUAUCGGAACUCUGUUGACCGCGUCAGAGGCAGACAUCUCAUCACCCAUCAUAGGGGUUCUUACGCAGGAAGUUUACGUAGAUGGGUUGAUCUCGAGACACUUUGACAACAAGACCAGCUAUAUAGCCGCCUCGUAUGUGAAGUAUCUCGAAGGUGCUGGAGCCCGAGUUGUGCCGAUUUGGAUCGGGCGCAAUCGCAGCUACUACGACGAUCUCAUGCACAAGAUAAAUGGAGUCUUGUUGCCCGGUGGAGCCACUUGGUUUAAUCAGAGCAAUGGGUACGCCGAUGCAGGCGAACACCUCAUCCACUUGGCCAUCGAACUAAACGAUCAGGGAGUCUUUAUGCCGGUUUGGGGCACUUGUCUUGGCAUGGAACUGAUGGUUUACAAACUGGCCAACGAAACUGAACACCGGAUUAACUGCGAGGGCACUGGAAUGGCCAUUCCGAUGGAGUUUAAAGCAGACUAUAAGAAGAGCCGCCUUUUUGCAUCCAUCAGUGAUGAUGUCGUCAACACCAUGGUCAAGGAGAAUGUGACCUAUCACUGGCAUCAGUUCUGCUAUACGGAAAAAGACUUCGAGAGGGAUCUUCUUAAUGAAACAUGGCGGGUUAUGUCCCUAAAUCAUGACUGGAAUGGCAUAGAGUUCAUUUCCACUGUAGAGCACAUAAAGUACCCCUUCUAUGGGGUACAAUUCCAUCCGGAGAAGCCGCUGUACGAGUUUACAAAGAAGAGCAUUCCUCAUACCGGAGCUGCUGUGUUGAGUGGUCAAUUCUUCGCCGAUUUCUUUGUGAGUGAGGCGAGAAAAAGUAACCAGAGCUUUUCGAAUGCCACGGAACAGGCGAGGACGCUAAUCUACAACUAUAAGCCGGAGUACACUUCGAUUCUGGGCUCCUCGUACAUACAGCAAUAUUUAUUUACCAAUGAUGAAAUGGAAAUUCCGGACAUCCCUGAUGAGGGCGGUGAUAACGAGGGGGGUAGUAGUGGCGGCUAUAUUCCCAUUAUUGUACCAGGCGGUGGCAGUUCUACCACUAUGCCUGUUCUUAGUGGAUUACUCCUGACUCUGGUUCUCUUAUCAAUUAAUUAAUUGGUUGCUUUGCUCGGCAAAUAAGUGACCAGAACUUUGAACUUUGCUUGGACUUUCAUAUGGUCACUUCAUUUAUGCACACGAUAUUUACGGAAUUAGUUUUCUUGAUCGAUUUUAUAACUUUAUCUUUCAAGUUAUCUAUGUGAUUGCUGAUCAAAAAGAAAUUGUCCUUGUUGCCGUGGGUGUCUCAAUAGGUAAUUUUAUGUUUGUAUCACUGGAUAUAAAGUAGACAUGAAGAGAUUAUAUGCGAAAAGCACUUCUACUAUCAGAUACUAGUUACUCAUAGCUAUUUAAUAAAAUGGAGAUGGAUAAUGCUAAGCAAAAUCCCAUCUUUAAGUGUGA
Messenger RNA from Drosophila teissieri, 1944 nucleotides. RefSeq names its product gamma-glutamyl hydrolase A (gene l(3)72Dp). Gene Ontology annotation, biological process: tetrahydrofolylpolyglutamate metabolic process. Lineage: Eukaryota; Metazoa; Arthropoda; Insecta; Diptera; Drosophilidae. Bases 490 to 1602 code for a protein of 370 amino acids. The transcript is spliced from 4 exons. The record is from RefSeq and is a predicted model, not a curated record. Gene Ontology annotation, cellular component: vacuole. Gene Ontology annotation, molecular function: gamma-glutamyl-peptidase activity.